AGCCGAACGCUUUCCCUGUUCUGGGUUUUCUUCGAUCCAUCGUUCUCCCGUCAACAACAAAAUCAGUCGAUCGUUUUUGGGUAGAUUCAUUCAAACCCUAGACCUUAUCUUUCCCCGAUUUCAACCUUCUUCUAUGGCGAUUCCCUUGGUUAGCCAGUCCUUCGAGUUGUAAAAGAGUUAGCUUUAUCCGCCAUGCGUGUUUUUUAUUCAGUUUCAGGGCUAAUUUCCUGAUGUUUAUCUUGUUGGGUGUUGGUAAUUCUGUAUGAGGACAUCAUCCCAGAAUCUUCUUUUUCUGUACAUCCACGAAGUCUUGACGGUCGGGUGGGAAUUGGAUUUUGUGAUUGGGCUUAAUGUUCUACGGAUCGGCUAGGCCGUGAAUUUUCCAGUUGAUGGCCCGUAAGCUGUUCUUCUUGUUUGACGAGCUUCCGCUCCUCAUAAGUUGUCGGUGGGAACGUACUGUUGCGUUGUCUUAUCCACGCUGAACUCAAUCUCGUGUUAUCCGUGUAUAAUCUAGAAACUAGAACUUCCAAGGAAUGCAAGACCCAAAUAUGCCAUUCCGUGAGGAAAUUCUGAACAUCAAGCCUCGGAAGAAAACCUCAAAACAAAAGAAUUCGUUGGUCCAGUUGCAAGGUGUUGAUUCACCGGGCUUCCACCCUGAGCAGGGGACUCCAUCUCUGAAGCCAAGACAGAAGGCCAAGCCCUCGAAAAGGAAUCUGAAGAAUGAAGUGUCUCCACUGCAGCAGCAGCAGUCAGAGAGAUCGAAUUCUGAUUCAUUGCCCGACUCCUCUCCGUCCGGAAAUGAGUACCGGGCUCUCAGGCGGAAGUAUCUGUUGCUGGAAGAAGAGAGCUGUGCCUUGGGUAAUGAGCUGAGAGACAUUGAAAAUGAAGUGAGGAGCCUCGAAGAUGAGAAAUUCGCACUAUUGGACCACCUCGUGGUGCUAGAAGGCUUGAUUGAUCCUUCAGAGUUGCAGCCUCUCGAGACACAGUGAUCGUGGCAUCAGCAGAUAGAUGUUUGUAUUUGCUCAAUCUCGAAUCCUUCCUACGAGCGUCAACGGGGGUUUUAAGAUUUUAGAACAGGACAGAGCAGAAUCACUAUGUAAAUGUUCCCAACUUAUACAAUUGUUGUAUUGUCUGUUGCCCUCUUGCUGAAAUCUAAUAUUACUCAUUGCGGUGUA
Messenger RNA from Punica granatum (pomegranate), 1175 nucleotides. The record is from RefSeq and is a predicted model, not a curated record. Lineage: Eukaryota; Viridiplantae; Streptophyta; Magnoliopsida; Myrtales; Lythraceae.